Molecule: messenger RNA, 1140 nt
Organism: Apodemus sylvaticus (European woodmouse)
Lineage: Eukaryota; Metazoa; Chordata; Mammalia; Rodentia; Muridae
Product: serine protease 40-like
Exons: 5
Coding region: 1-1140 (379 amino acids)
Biological process (GO): proteolysis
Molecular function (GO): serine-type endopeptidase activity
Source: RefSeq, a predicted model, not a curated record
AUGUGGGGCGCCAGGGCCCAGCAAUCGGGCCUGGGUGGGUUCGGGGCCAGCCUGCUGGCUGCUCUGCUCGGACUGAGCUUUCUGUCCCAGCAUGCCCGGGCCGCAGAACCCACCAACGUCACCAACCCUGCGAAUCAGACCACCCAGACCAUGAAGUCCACUCUCUCAGAGGUAUGUGGCAAGACCAAAUUCCAAGGGAAGAUCUAUGGUGGACAGAUUGCAGGGGCUGAGCGGUGGCCGUGGCAGGCCAGUCUGCGCUUAUAUGGCAGACACGUCUGUGGAGCGGUCCUCAUCGACAAAAACUGGGUAGCCAGCGCUGCCCACUGCUUCCAAAGGUCUCGAAACCCAGGUGACUACCAGGUCAUGCUAGGGUACACAGAUCUGAGGAGUCCCACCAGGUACAGCAAGCGGAUGGCAGUGCAGAAGGUCAUCAUCCACACCGACUACGACAGACUCCACCCCCAGGGAAGUGACAUUGUCCUGCUGCAGCUGCGUUCCUCUGUGGAGUACAGCUCUCACAUCCUCCCAGCCUGUGUCCCAGACAAAGGCAUAAAAAUCCCCAAAGAGAAGGCCUGCUGGACAAGUGGCUGGGGGCAUCUCAGAGAGGAUGUGCGAAUUCCCUUGCCUACUAAGCUGCAUGAAGCCGAGCUCAUCAUCAUGAACAAUGAGCAGUGCAAAGGGUUCUUCCCACCACCAGCUCCCGGAUCUGGUAGAACCUACUACAUAUAUGACGAUAUGGUGUGUGCUGCUGAUUAUAACAUGACCAAAUCCAUCUGCGCAGGAGAUUCUGGGGGGCCCCUUGUCUGCUUACUGGAAGAUUCCUGGUACGUGAUAGGACUGACCAGCUGGAGCGCGUCGUGCGAAGAACCACUUGUCACCCCCAGUGUCUUCGCCAGGGUCUCCUACUUCGAAAAGUGGAUUAAAGAAAACAAGAAAGCAUCAUCUAGCUCAAAGCCCCCUCACUCUCCUAAACCCCCUAACCAUUCUAAGCCCCCUCACCAGCAGAGACUCCCGGGGAAUCCAGACUCCCCUGAGAAUGAAAAUCCCCAGGAGAGCAACAAAGACCAAGGUGCUGUCGUCAAGCCAACAAUCUACACAGCCCUGGUGCUCUCCCAGGCCCUCCUGCAACAGCUGAUUUAG